AUGAUACAAUGUCAAGAAAAGGAUCGUGCUAUGUGUAUCAUGAAGACAACAAGUCUUUACGAGAUGAAGCGUUUGGGAAAUAUGAAAUCAGAAAACUUUAAUGCAAAACAAUGGGAUCAACAAUCUAGACAAGUGCUUUUCAAAGCAAAUUGGCUGAAGUUCACACAGAAUGAAAAUCUGAGAAAUCUUCUUUUGGCCACGGGGUCUAACAUCCUAGUACGGGCCAGCCCACGAGAUAGUGUUUGGGGUAUCGGAAUGGAUAUGUGGAAUUCAAAUGCAGUCCAUCCUGACAAGUGGAAUGGAAGAAACAGAUUUGGAUCCAUCCUAAUCGAUAUAAGGCGUUGGCUCCGACAGACUCAGUCAUUCGGACUUCUGCAUUCUAACCAUAACGAUGGAAAAAAGCUCGGCCGUAUUCGAGAACAUGACGAAUUCCCUCACUGCUGA
This is a messenger RNA of Mercenaria mercenaria, 444 nucleotides long. RefSeq lists its product as uncharacterized. The coding region runs from base 1 to 444 and encodes 147 amino acids. The record is from RefSeq and is a predicted model, not a curated record. NCBI's taxonomy places the organism in Eukaryota, Metazoa, Mollusca, Bivalvia, Venerida, Veneridae. The transcript has a single exon.